Messenger RNA from Rotaria socialis, 561 nucleotides. The record is from the annotation of a GenBank genome assembly. Lineage: Eukaryota; Metazoa; Rotifera; Eurotatoria; Philodinida; Philodinidae.
AUGUUUUUCAAAACAUUUCUAAAUUCUUCCGGUGGCAGCCGCCCACUCUGGGAAUGUCGUCGCAAUCAAAUUCGUCACCGCCUUCGUCGAGAUGGUGAGCGAGAACAACGACCUCGAGGUAAUGAACCAUCACUACCACAACAACCACUUCAACGACAACAACAAACCCAACCACAAGAUCAACAACAACAACAACAACCACCACCCCCUCCAAAACAUCGUGCCUAUUUGUCGAUACCGCCAUCAAAUAUUUUUGUUUCAAUCUGGCUUGAAUCGAAUAGUGAGAAGUCUACAACCACUCAAAGAAAGUCUUCUCAUUGGAUAUCGAGUGUACUCCAACUUCUUUUCGCUGCCAUUUCAUCGGGUGGAUUCGUAGGCACUUGUUGGUGCAGUAUCAAAUGUCUUCGAAACGGUUGUGCAUUCAAACGUGCCUGGGUGACACCAAAAUCGGUUGCUGAAUAUAAACGGCGAAAACAAAUACAAAAUGAUCAAAUUGUACAUUAUCAACCAUCAACAAUUACUCAAUCCAUUUCCAACUCACUGUCGUCUCAAGCUUUAUGA